Molecule: messenger RNA, 1080 nt
Organism: Trematosphaeria pertusa
Lineage: Eukaryota; Fungi; Ascomycota; Dothideomycetes; Pleosporales; Trematosphaeriaceae
Exons: 2
Coding region: 217-849 (210 amino acids)
Source: RefSeq, a predicted model, not a curated record
CGAUACCAAAACCACAAAGCUAGCCAGAGCUCUUCAGCAUCUUGUCUUACCUAACGAUUGCGUGAUCAAGCUCCUCCUGUUUACUUCAAAUAACGUCAAUUGCUCUCCUCAAACGUUAAGCCCCCUAUCCACUUAAACCUUCGUGCACUAAGCAUCCACCCCACCUCCCAAAGCUCUCAAUCCUUUGCACCCACCAAACACCAAACCUCCACCAUCAUGGCUCUCGCGCCCAAAUUCGCCGGCCAGAAACUAGCCUCCUCCUCCAUCCAGCCCAAAGCCGUCCACACACUGGAACUCUACCUCGACUACGUCUGCCCCUUCAGCGCCAAAAUGUUCGCAACGCUCUACACCACGCCUCUCCGCUCCACGCUGCUCACCACCUACGCCUCGCGCCUGGUAACCAUCUUCCGGCAGCAAAUCCAGCCGUGGCACCCGUCGUCGACGCUCGCGCACGAAGCCGGGCUCGCGGUGCUCAAGCACGCGCCGGACAAGUUCUGGGCCUUCAGCGCGGCGCUGUUCGCGCAGCAGACCGCGUUCUUCGACGCCAACGUCGUCAACGAGACGCGGAACGCGACGUACAAGCGGCUGGCGCGGAUCGCGGGGGACGUGGGCGUUGAUGAGGCGGAGGUGUAUAAGUUGCUCGAGAUUAGUGAUAGGCCUGGGGAGGAUGGAGCGCUGAAUGCGGGGAAUGGGGUGACGAAUGAUGUCAAGGUGCAGGUCAAGGCGAAUCGGCUGGUGGGCGUGCAUGUCACGCCGACGGUGGUGUUUGAUGGCGUGGUUAGGGGCGAGAUUAGUAGCAGUUGGACGAGGGAGCAGUGGGAGGAGUGGUUGCAGAAGAAUGUUGUGUGACUGGGUGCGGCUGGUCGUCGAGGGUCCGAAGGGAAGUGGAAGCUUUAUGGCUGUGGAGGGGAUCGAUAUCACGCUCAAAGACAGACAGGGUAUUGCCGGAUUGCCGGGAUAAAGUAAUAGAAACGACUUGCAUUUCAUAUGCCUGAUAAAAGAGAAGCAAAUAAUGGUCUGAGUCGGGUGUAUCAAGUAGACUCCUAGAGUAAGAGUGACAAAUGACUCCAUCACGUACCG